Populus trichocarpa (black cottonwood) is the source of this 2229-nucleotide messenger RNA. Its product is annotated as amino acid transporter AVT1D. Gene Ontology annotation, cellular component: plasma membrane. The transcript has 11 exons. Bases 254 to 1876 code for a protein of 540 amino acids. The record is from RefSeq and is a predicted model, not a curated record. Lineage: Eukaryota; Viridiplantae; Streptophyta; Magnoliopsida; Malpighiales; Salicaceae.
CAAGCAAGAAUUUAGCCUUUCUGUGUCUGGCCAGUCUUUUAGCUUGAUGCAUGCAUGUCCAUGCUGUCAUUUCCAGAACAUUUACCUUAUAUUCUCUUUAAUUUUUUAUUUUUUUAAAAAAAUAGCCACAGUACUGGAACAAGCAUUUGUCUUGCAUGCCAAGCAAGUUUAUCCAGUCUCUACGGAUCCUUUUUUCUAGAUAGGCGAGGCAGGAGUUUGUUUUUGUUCUGGUUUUUGGAAAACGAAAGAGGAAAUGAAGAUAGAUGAAGAUCUGGGUCCUGAUCGCGAAGACCAAUUCCAAACAGACGAUGAGGAAAACCAGGGUGAAAGGUUUUGUCAAAGUGAUUCAGAUUCAGAAUCUGAUAGCAUGGAUUCUUCACAGUACCUCUCCAACAACAGUUUUGACGUUACCACUCCAUCAUGGCCUCAGAGUUACAGGAAGUCGAUAGACUUGCUUACCGGUACGACACCUCCUUCAGUUAACAUCUUGAAAGGGACCAGUAGUAUGGCGGGGAAAACCAGUUCUUUAACUUCAGUUUAUAAGAGACGUCAAGGUUCAGAAGUGGAUUCUUCUCUAAGUAGCCCAUUCAUCUCCGAACAAAGUUUAGGCAAAGAAGUACCAAGCUUCAUACUGCCUGUGAAGUCAUCUGCAUCUUCUCAUUCGAGAUUUUCUGUUAAUGAAUUGGCACCACCAGAUCAAAAAGCUUCAUUAGCUCAAUCAAUACUCAAUGGAACAAAUGUUUUGUGCGGCAUCGGACUCCUUACAAUGCCUUACGCAAUCAAAGAAGGAGGGUGGUUGAGCCUCAUAAUACUCUCACUAUUUGGUGUCAUCUGCUGCUACACUGGGAUAUUAUUGAAAAAUUGUUUAGAAAGCUCUCCUGGACUACAAACUUACCCUGAUAUUGGACAAGCUGCUUUUGGAGUGGGUGGGCGCUUAGUGAUAUCAAUGGUAUUAUACGUUGAAUUAUAUGCUUCGUGUGUGGAGUACGUAAUCAUGAUGAGUGAUAACUUGUCAACAUUAUUCCCAAACAUGUACAUGGAUUUUGCGGGAAUACAUCUGGAUUGUCAUCAAAUCUUCUCCAUCACGGCAACUCUCAUUGUUCUUCCAACAGUGUGGCUUCGAGACCUAAGUUUGCUGUCAUACCUUUCAGUUGGAGGAGUAGUUGCAUCAAUUAUAGUUGCUCUCUGCUUGUUAUGGACUGGGGUGAUCGACAAAAUUGGAUUUCAUCCAACUGGAACAGCUCUAGACCUUGCAAACUUGCCUGUUGCAAUUGGUAUAUAUGGUUUCGGCUUCUCUGGCCAUUCAGUUUUUCCAAAUAUUUACUCUUCUAUGAAAGAACCAUCAAGGUUUCCAACAGUUUUAAUUACCAGCUUCAUUUUUUGUUGGCUUAUGUACACUGGAGCAGCAAUAUGUGGCUUUCUGAUGUUCGGGAACUCGAUCGAAUCUCAGUAUACUUUAAACAUGCCAGCACAAUUUGUGUCUUCUAAAGUUGCAGUCUGGACAGCAGUUGUUAACCCGAUGACCAAGUAUGCCUUGGUGAUGAUGCCUGUUGCACUGAGUUUAGAGGAACUCGUGCCUUCAGGCCGGUUUAGCUCUUACGGCGUGUCAUUAAUCAUCAGAACAAUCCUAGUGACCUCGACUUUAGCUGUGGCACUAGCAGUUCCAUUCUUUGGUUUUGUGAUGGCCUUAAUUGGAUCUUUACUUGCAAUGCUCGUGGCUGUUAUCUUCCCAUGUGUAUGUUAUCUCAGUAUACUCCAUGAAAGAUUAACUAAGUUGCAGAUAGCAGCUUGCCUUUUCACCACUGGCGUGGGGGUGUUGUUUGCUUGCGUUGGCACAUAUUCAGCGAUUACAAGAAUAGCCGGCAAACUUGGCUGACGGGAUCGGAAUGAAUCAAACAGACACAAAGAAAGACAAAAUCUUAUUGAAAAUGUUCUCACUAACAAUAACUCUAUUUCAUAUUUUAUUCCCUCUGUAAAGAACGUCAAUGACUGAUCUUAACAAGGAAAAAAACAAUCAAAAUCCUACUGAAAAAAGAAAAAACAACAAAAACUUUGAAAAUAGACUUUCAAUCCAAAAAAAAUUAAUAAAAUCAACUUAAUCAACAUCUUUUAAAUUUGAUUUAGGGUUUUUUUGGACCUCAGUUGAUUACAACUAGUAAAUUUUCUUAUAAAACUAUGCUUGUAUAAUCUCUAUUCAAAUUUAAACCUGAUGCAAUUAUUGAAUGUGAA